Messenger RNA from Phasianus colchicus (ring-necked pheasant), 787 nucleotides. Lineage: Eukaryota; Metazoa; Chordata; Aves; Galliformes; Phasianidae. The record is from RefSeq and is a predicted model, not a curated record.
GCUCGCCGCGGGGGAGUGGCUUAGUUGUAGCCCCGCCCCUUUUGGGCGCGGUUGGGCGUGGCUUGAGCGUUUGUGGGCGUGUCUUGGGGCUGGUGGGCGGGGCCGGGCGGGGUUGUGGGCGUGGCCUGCGGGCGGAUUAUGUCAACCCCGCGGCAGCCGCAGCCCCGAGCGGGGAGCGGUGAGAGCAGGGCCGCGCAGCCGCCCGCUCCCGCCAUGGCUCUGCCCCAUGGGCUCGGCCUCCUCCUGCUCCUGUUGCUGGGGGGGCCUGGAGCCGCCAUCACCAUUCCCCCAGAGUAUGGUGCACACGAUUUCCUGCAACCCCCCGAGCUGACAGAGGAACCUCCAGAACAACUCGUGGUCUUCCCCAGCGAUGACAUCGUCCUCAAAUGUGCAGCCACCGGGAACCCCCCCGUCCAGUACCAAUGGACCCGGGAGGAUCAACCCUUCAUCCCCGAGGAGCACGGGGGGGUCUCGGUGCUCCCCGGCUCGGGGACUUUGGUCAUCAACGCCACGUUGGCCGGACGCCUCCAAGGUCGCUUCCGCUGCUUCGCCUCCAACGCCUUGGGCACCGCCGUGUCCCCCGAGGCCAACGUCAUCGCCGAGAACACCCCUCAGUGGCCGAAGGAGAAGGUGACCCCGGUGGAGGUGGAGGAGGGGGACCCCGUGGUGCUGCCCUGCGACCCCCCUGAGAGUGCUGUGCCCCCCAAGAUCUAUUGGCUCAACAGCGGUGAGUGCCCCAACCCCACUGCGCCCCACUGAACCCCCUUGUGUCCCCCAACCCCAUUGA